CUGGCAUGGAUUUAAAAGCGGUAUGGGUUAAGCAGAAAGGGAACCACAGAUCACUGCAGACAUCAUCUCUCAGGGAUCAGAACAAGAACAGAAUUUACAGAUGUGAAGAAGGGAAAAUAACUAUUCUUUGAUCCUGAGGCAAAAAAUGCUAACUUGACUUCAAAAGUCAAUGAAAAGGAAUAAAGCCACCAAACCAGGGCUGGAAUAGGAUAUUGACACGCUCACUCACUGGACCAGGGGGACCAUGCUGAAGAAGCUGCUGCUGGGUGGACUGGGGGCAGCCCUGGUCCUGACUGCAGGCAUCCUGCUGGGGCACUUUGGCAUCCAGAGGGGCUCGACCAUACCCGGCUGGAUACAGGAUGUGACCCAGGAUGUAGACGAGGACCUCAUCCAGAGGUUCAUUUCUGAGGUGGACAACGUGGAGAUACAGGAGAACCUCAGGGAGCUGACCAAAGUGCCCCACAUGGCGACUACGGCCGGAGAUGAGAGGACUGUUCAGUACAUGCUGAAGAGAUGGCAGGACCCAGACACGGGUUUGGACCGGGCCUGGAGGGAGGAGUACCUGGUCUAUCUGUCCUUCCCCGACCCCAAAACCCCCAACAAGGUCACAGUGGUUAACCCAUCGGACACGGUCCUGUACACUGCCAGAGAAAAGGAGAAGGAAUACGGCCCAGACCAGAAGGAUCCUGACGUGGUCCAGCCCUACGCCGCCUAUGCCCCCGCUGGACACCCCAAGGGGAAACUCGUCUACGCCAACCAAGGGAAACCCAGUGACUACCUGCAUCUCAACCAGACCCUGGACCUCAACGGGACCAUCGCCAUCACCCGAUACGGAGGAGAGGGUAGAGCUCAGAAAGCCAUCAACGCAGCUCCGUAUGGUGUGAUCGGAGUGCUGGUGUACACCGACCCGCGGGACAUCAAUGACGGCCGGAUGUCUGACACCAACGAGACGUACCCCCACUCCUGGUACAUGCCCCCCUCGGGGGUGGAGCGGGGAUCCUUCAACACCCAGUAUGGAGAUUUGCUGACACCGUAUUUGGCCGCUAAAGAUGACACGUACAGAAUAUCAAUGGCGAAAAUCACCGGGAUCCCACCCAUUCCAACUCAACCAAUCGGAUUUGAGGAUGCCUACGCCCUGAUAUGUGAGUUGGGGGGACGACCUGCCCCCUCUGAAUGGCAGGGAGCAUUCAACUGCACCUAUAACCUUGGGGGACCAGGAUUCAAACCAACAUCCACCUUUAAAGAGAGCCAAGUACAGCUGGACAUUUAUAACCGUGGGGAGAUUAAGAACUCCUCCAACGUCAUGGGGGUGAUACGAGGCAGUGUUGAGCCAGACAGGUAUGUGAUAUACGGUAACCAUAGAGACAGCUGGGUUCACGGAGCGGUCGACCCGAGCAGCGGAACCUCUGUCAUGCUGGAGGUCACCAGGGUGCUGGGACGAAUGGUCAAGGAGGGGAAAUGGAGGCCUCGGAGGUCUGUUAUCUUUGGCAGCUGGGGAGCCGAGGAGUUUGGGUUGAUCGGGUCUGCAGAGUACACUGAGGAGUAUUACAGCAAGCUGAGCGAACGGUCGGUGGCCUACAUCAACGUGGACAUAUCUGUAUUUGCCAACGCCACCCUGAGAGCGUCAGGGUCGCCCUCGGCUCAGAGCGUCAUCCUAAAGGCCUCCAAACAGGUGAAAACACCUGGAUCGGAGUCCACAUCGGUUUAUGACAACUGGAUCCGUUACUUCAACCGCACCAGUCCCACCUACGGAGUCAUUCCCAAUGUAGGCUUCCUGACAGGGGCCGGGAGUGAUUACGCCGCCUUCAUCCACUUCUUAGGAAUCACCUCCAUGGACAUCUCCUAUACCUACGACAGAACCAAAACCAGUGCCAGAAUAUACCCGGCUUACCACACCGCCUACGACACGUUCGACUACUCCUCCAAGUUCAUAGAUCCAGGGUUCACCAGUCACCAGACGGUUGCCAGGACGGCUGGGAACGUGUUAAUGCGAUUGGCCGAUAGCCUCCUGUUGCCGUUCAACUGCAGUGACUAUGCAGAGUCUCUGGAGGCGUACCUUGCUAAAGCCCUGGAGCUGUAUACAGAAGGACUGGCAGUCCACAACAUCUCCAUAGAACCAUUGAAGAGUGCUGUGAAGACGUUCCGCUCUGCAGCAGCCAGCCUGGACCAGAUGAUACGAGAUUCGGACCUGGCCAAUGAGACGCCCUUGAAGGUGCGUGGGAUCAAUGACCAGCUGAUGCUCCUGGACAGGGCCUUCCUGGACCCGACAGCGUUUCCUGAUCAAUACGGAUUCAGACAUGUGAUCUGGGCCUCCAGUAAGGCCAGUGAGCCCACCUUUCCUGGCCUGGCGGAUGCGUAUGAACGUGCUGCUUUGUCAGGACUAGACGAGGACUGGGAGGAGGCCCACCGUCAGCUGUCCCUCCUGAGUCAGGCCAUCCUGGGCGCCGCCCACACACUGGAGGAGGUCAUUUAGGACGGCCCAGGGGAGAGACGUUCGACAUGUCAUUCUAGUGAUUCUAUUUCUACGGAAAAGAGAUGUUAAACGGAGGCCUUUCUAGUUUGAUGCGAGCCAUGAUACUCGAAUGGAGCCACUAAAUCACACACAAACCUUAACCUAAUCCUAGCUUACCCUAACCAUAAACCUACUUCUGUAUUCCCUGCCAUGCUUGUCAAUUAUCACAACUCAGCAUGGAACACAAGUACAAUUCAUAUCAAAUAUUUCGGAUCAUUUCGGAUCAUGUACUUUUAUACCAUUUUUGAUGACUACUUCACACAUCUAUUUCUGCACUUGAGCUUGUGCGACAUCCAUCAACUUUGGUAUAUGUCCAUGAGGUACCCAUAUUGUUAAACUCAAGUCUUGACAAAAUUCUGUUUGACAUAAUGAGCCAAUUGAACUUGCUUGAAUAUUUUGUCCAGUCCAUCAGUGCCACCCUUUGGCCAAAGUGAGACAUACUUUACAGAUCAGCUAGAUUCUUGUCCCUCAGCGUGUUUGUGGUAUUUCAUCACUUUGAUUCAAACAGAUCAAGAGACAUAAACCGUCAUAAACAUUUGUAUUUUAUUGUGCCCCUGUGUGACUGAGCUGCAAGAGCCCGCUUAUGUUGAGCCUUGAGAUUGUUUUGUACCAAUGAUUGAGAUGUGUACCAAUGAGAUGUGUACCAAUGAUUUAUAUGCAAUUGAUUGGACAGUUAGGGACACAUUCAAACAAGUGUGUGGUAUGAGUCCUUAGAUAAGUACAAUUCCAACAGAAAAGCCUAUGAUGAUGUUAACCCUUUCCAGCCUAAGCGGAAUGUUUGAUUUCUUAUUGGAUCAAGACCUGUUGUUGUGUUAAUGAGUAUAAUUUCAGUAUGGCCUUAUUUAAAAAUAUAAUACAUCUUACGCUGAGAAACAGCCCUUUUAAAUAAUGACAUACAAUAGGAACCAAGUCAGCGAACUGUUACUGUAAUCAGGAAAUGUGUAUUUUAGACAAACAAAUGUUAUCUUCCCCAAACAACUGACAUUUAUACAGCUUCCUAAAGUAUUGCUUGUUUUAUACGAUGUGAACAUCUAAAAUCAGAAUAGAAACACCUGUUACUGUUAAGUUACAUCGAUUUUAAUGAUUGAUGGUAUUUCUCAAAAUUCUACAGAAUAUUUAAUGAUAAGACUCUUAAGUGGACAUAUAUAUAUAUAUAUAUAUUAAACAUUUAUCAGCAUUAAAUUCACUUUCAAAUAUCAUUUGGUCUUCCGUAUUCUAUCAAAAGAGGUAAACAAGUUAUAAUAUUACCAGUGAACUCUGAAAACCUAAAAAUAAAACCAAUGGUAACAAAGACAGUAGUGUUUCAAAGGUGAACUGCUGAAACACUAAUCAUGCUAAUGAACGAUAAACCCGAGAGGAUUCCCCAUGACUUUAUAGCUCAGUUUGUUGAGCGUGUCUUUUGCCAUGCAGAGGUAGUGGGUAUGAUUCUGAUGUGGGACUAAUUGUCAAUUAUUUAAAAACUAGGGACACAGAGUUUGCUGAUGGCUGACAGUAACCCUGCACCCUUGUUUAUUGAAAAAACAUCUCCAGAAUGAAAUAAACCUAUAGAAUGUGUUGAUGUUAGGGAGAAAAAAUAAGAUUAUAAUACAAUACAAUUGCUUACUUCUGGAAAAAUCCUAUUUAAUAAAUUGUGGCUGACAUAAAUAUUGUACCUCUUAUAUUAAAGUGAACUCUCGAAUGAAAUACAACUUUUUAAAUUUCUAUUGAGGAAGAAACACUAAACAGAACAAGUUAUAAGUAAUUUUUGGAUAAAUCAGUGUUGAAUUAAUGGGGUAUGGAUUUUGGCAGAGGGUUUUGGAGCCUCCCUACCUCCCUUCACGCAGCCCAAAUUGUCACCUUACCUUAUUUGAAAAUCAAC
This is a messenger RNA of Esox lucius (northern pike), 4370 nucleotides long. RefSeq names its product N-acetylated alpha-linked acidic dipeptidase like 1 (gene naaladl1). Lineage: Eukaryota; Metazoa; Chordata; Actinopteri; Esociformes; Esocidae. Bases 245 to 2473 code for a protein of 742 amino acids. The record is from RefSeq and is a predicted model, not a curated record. The transcript has 19 exons. Gene Ontology annotation, molecular function: carboxypeptidase activity.